This is a messenger RNA of Drosophila nasuta, 513 nucleotides long. RefSeq names its product reduction of Rh1 (gene roh). The record is from RefSeq and is a predicted model, not a curated record. Lineage: Eukaryota; Metazoa; Arthropoda; Insecta; Diptera; Drosophilidae. The transcript has 3 exons. Bases 146 to 391 code for a protein of 81 amino acids.
AAAAGAGUUGGCAGUUUACGCAAUAUUUUGCAAAUUUUCUUUAGCAGAUUGGCAGUCGCAGCCAACUUUGUGUUUUACCAGGGCUACUUCAUCACAUUGAAUUAUUGUGGUCUUCGUCUUGCACAGCAGUAACCAAAUCACAACCAUGGCCGACAAAGUUGUUGAGAAGGCUCCCGGACGCCCCAUGAAGUAUCCCUAUACUUUUUCGGCUAAGCUGGCCCAAUUCCCAAUCAAGCAUUACAUUAAGAACCAAUGGAUCUGGCGCUACUAUUUCAUUGCAGUGGUUGCCUGCGUUCCCGUUUUCUACAAGAUCAGCAAGCUGGCAAAUUCACCCGAAAACAAGAAGGCUUGGGCUGAGAGUCAAGCUAAGGAGCAUGCUGAGCACCAUUAAUAAUCUGAUAAGCGGCGCUGCCUAUAUGAUUUAGUUGUUAAUAUUUGAAUCAACAUUUCAGAAUCGCUUUAUGUGGUUAUAACAUGAAUAUUAAAAUCGGUGAAUAAAUGAUUGAAAACGGA